Cylicocyclus nassatus is the source of this 861-nucleotide messenger RNA. The record is from the annotation of a GenBank genome assembly. Lineage: Eukaryota; Metazoa; Nematoda; Chromadorea; Rhabditida; Strongylidae.
AUGUUCUGGCUGAUGGUGCUGGCCCUGCUUUGUCAUAGUGCUUCAUUUGCUAUAAUCUCUUGCUGUUUAAAACAUAGAAAGCGAAAGAAUGGAGUCGUUCAAAAUCCAAGCAUAAAAGCCGUGUCCUCCGCAACAAACGUGACAAAAUCAAAGGAGCAAGUUGAUCAGAAAUCGUCUGAGCAGAAGAAGGACGAAAAGAAAGAAGAUAAAGAACAGGACACACAAGUAGCGACACUAGGUUGCACUAAAACUCAGGGAUCAAAGGAAAUAAGUUUACUUGAAGAGCAAAAACCAAGUAAGGAAAGAAUCAAGGAGGGAAACAACGCUAUAGUGAAGAAGGAGAAGCAUUCGAAAUAUUCUGAUGAGGAAAGCGGGCCAACCAAGAAGAAGCUACUGAAGCUGAUGAGGACGCAGUGCCCAGAGAGAUCACUAUCCGAAGAACUCAACUCUGUACUGCGAUCGGAGAUUGAAAAUGAUAAGAAAAAGGAAACAAAAGCUAAGAAGAAGCACGACACAGUGAAAAGUAUCGAAAGAACACAGUAUCCGGAAAAAUCGCUCUCGGAGGAACUGAAUGCAGCCUUAGCCUCGCUGUCAUCUCCAAAAAAUAAAGUAAAGGCGGAACAAAAGCCUCCUCAGAUUACUUCAGAAGGAAUACCAGCUAAGAUUAGCCAACAGCCCAUUACGGACCACUUAUUACCGCUGGACCAAACAUGGAAGACCGAACGCAGCGAUCGCACUGCAAAGUUCAAAGAGCAGUUGGUUACGGACCACUUAUUACCGCUGGACCAAACAUGGAAAACAGAACACAGCGAUCGCACGGCAAAGGAGAAUAUAAAAAGUAGCACAGCCCUUACCUCAUGA